This is a messenger RNA of Pistacia vera, 1903 nucleotides long. Its product is annotated as squamosa promoter-binding-like protein 6. The record is from RefSeq and is a predicted model, not a curated record. Gene Ontology annotation, cellular component: nucleus. Lineage: Eukaryota; Viridiplantae; Streptophyta; Magnoliopsida; Sapindales; Anacardiaceae. The coding region runs from base 239 to 1804 and encodes 521 amino acids. Gene Ontology annotation, molecular function: DNA binding. The transcript has 5 exons.
CAAUUUAGACCCACUCACUGUUUUUGCUUUUCUGGUGAGUUAUUAAACUAACAUACCUCUAUUAUUCUUUUCACAUUCUCUCUGUUUGUCCUCCGCUAUUUCUCACUGUGUGUCAAGGAUCUGUUGUUUGGUUACUCUGAAAGUUUACUUGGCUUUUGGAGCGAUUUGCGUCGUUUCUUGAAUUGUGGUUGGCAUUUGAAAGUAUUGAAUAGUUUGUGCAACUUUGAUACACUGUUCUAUGGUGGAGUCUUGGAGCUAUUCCUCUGAGGGAAAAGGCCUUUUGUUUUCUGAUGAAGUAGACUUACCAGUUGACUCUUUUUCUAGAACUAGAAAAACAUUCAUGGAAUGGGAAAGUAAACCCUCGUAUAGUUUUGAUAUUAAUAAGCUUAUUUCAGAUAGUGACGCAGUUGAGGGUAUGGAAUUUAUGGACCUUGGUUUUACUGAUGUGACCAAAAAACCUUUCCUUAGUAGCACAAGCGGAGGUACAGUGAAGGGUGAAGUUGGUUGUGAUUCUAGAAAAGGAGUGACUAAUCCUACUUGUCUGGUCACUUCAAGUUCAUUUUUUGGGGAAGAGGAAUCUGGAUCGAAAAUUUCAAGUUCUUGUAUGGUUUCCAAUAGUCAGGAUUCUACACUUAUUGAUUUAAAGCUAGGGAGAUUGGUUGAUUGUGUAGAUACGCAGAAUGGUGAAUUUUGGAAGGAGAAGUCGGUUUUAUCUUCUGUGCGUCCAUCUUUGACGGCGAAGAAAGCUCGCAUAACAAGUUCAUGCUCUCAAACUCCCCUCUGUCAAGUUUAUGGCUGUAGCAAAAAUCUUAGCUCCUCAAAGGAUUACCACAAAAGGCAUAAAGUUUGUGAGGUUCACACGAAGACUCCCAAAGUUAUAGUUAAUGGCUAUGAGCAAAGGUUUUGCCAGCAGUGUAGCAGGUUUCAUUUGCUAGCUGAAUUUGAUGAUAGUAAACGCAGUUGUCGUAAACGCCUAGCAGGCCACAAUGAGCGUAGGAGAAAGCCUCAAUUCAAUAUCCUCUCUGGUAAACCACAUAAGUUGCUGCAAUCAUAUCAAGGCACCAAAUUUCUGGGGACUUCAUUACCAAAAGGAGCAUCCUUUGUUUUCCCAGAAUUACAUCCAGGGGGCAUUCUUUUCCCUGAAAGCAAUGAGCAAGCCAAUCUGCUAAAGUGUCUCAAGUUUGAGGAGGAACCAUUCACCCAUCCUCAAUUUGCAACAACCAUCACAAAUGGGCAACUGCUAACAAAAUCUCUCCUCCAUCUACAAGGCAAUGAGAAACAACAUAAUUCUGGAAUUCCUCCUUGGGCAACUGAAAGCUAUAAUGUUUGUAAUACACCACCUGGGAUUUCACACUCCAGUUGUGCUCUCUCUCUUCUGUCAGCUCAGUCACACAACUUGUCAAGUCAUUCAUCAGGAAUUCAAAUGCCUGGGCCUUUGAUCAAUCAAACCAGCCGUGUCCAUCAUACUCUGGACCUAAAUUUUGACAAACCUGUAGGUGUAAUGUCUUUGGAAAGAUAUGCAACAGAUGGCUUGUAUUCAUCUGGAAUGAACUCUGUGGAUAGUGCUCAGACAGGCUCCAUUAUGGUUCCUGAUGCUGGUCAUGCUGUUGACUUGGAAGUCGAAGCAGAUGGAGUUUUUCAAAAGUCUGAUCUUUUAAAGGCCAGGUACUUUCUCCCUCCUGAAGAUGGGACCACUGUUGAUUUGAUACAACUUUCAUCACAUCUAAAAAGAGUGGAGCAACAGAGGAAUUGCAUGCAAGAAAAGCAGCAAAAUGAUGAUUUGUGCUGCUUCUCGACCUCUUAAGCUGUAAAUGAGGUUAAUGGAGGCUUUCCAAGAUACUUAGCAUAAAAAGUUUUAACCGGUUUUGCUUGUGCAAUGGUAAAAUGCUGGUAGACACUUUAG